Molecule: messenger RNA, 1390 nt
Organism: Aspergillus welwitschiae
Lineage: Eukaryota; Fungi; Ascomycota; Eurotiomycetes; Eurotiales; Aspergillaceae
Product: Golgi transport complex subunit COG5
Exons: 1
Coding region: 430-1320 (296 amino acids)
Biological process (GO): intra-Golgi vesicle-mediated transport
Cellular component (GO): COG complex
Source: RefSeq, a predicted model, not a curated record
GACACACCGCUGGACCUUUCAACCCCGCUUUCACGGGUGUUAUUCGAUCUUCAGGAGAUCGACACCCACAUCCAUGCGCUGACCACUAAGUCUGCCCUCCCCCUACUGACGCACACGCGCGACCAGACCGCCGCAGCGGGCCGUAUCCUCAAAGAAGCCGAAGAGCAGAUUGCUUCGGUAACGCAGGGAUAUGAGCGGCUGGAAAGGGAAGUUCUCCGCAAAUGGGAAGCUGCCGACGAGGCCAGGGUGGCUGCAGAGAAGUCGUUGGCCACUGUACGACUCGCACGAGCGGUUGCACGCUGUCUUUCACUAGGCAGACAGCUGGAGAGCCAGCUCGCAGAGAUCGGAGGCCUUGAUGCCACGGCGCCUGCAAAGGAUGACUACCGGACGCUGGAACGGGCCGCCUCCACGAUUGUAAGUCUACGUCGAAUGUUCUCUGAGACGGCAGUAGGCGAGGAAGGCCAUGGACUAGACCGCGUCAAGGUCAUCCGAACACUGCGCAGUGAGCUUGUCAUCCCCGCCGAGAACAUGGUCAAGACGAGAGCACAGCAAGCCAUCGGCCGAUUUACCAUGUCGACUAUUGCAAGCGCAGGCUCGGGCUCCCAGUCACAAAUGAGCUACAAACAGGCGCGCGAUGCCAGAGCACGCCUCGUCUCUGCCGUCAACAUCUUGUAUCUAUUAUCGCCGGUCCCCAAGAAUGUCACCUCCGCAGCAACCUUCCAGCCAGACUUGCUCCUCUCAACCCUGCAAGGAUACAUGCAAACGGCUAUCUCCUCGUCCCUGAGUAACCUCACCCGGGCGCUGUCUAUGUUGCCCACUCUCGAGCGCACUCUCUCCGACCUGUCUGCACGCUGCCAGGAUAUCUUUGCCCUGGAAGCUAUUCUCAGCAACCUGCGGCCACCGUCGCAUCCACUCUUCCCCCCAACAGCACCUGCAGCUGCAGCUGGCACCCGCAACGGGGAACAGCCGGAACCGCAAAUCCAAGCCAGCGGCAAGAACAACCUGUUGCAACCGCUCCUCAACGCUCUCGACACGUCUUCCCUCCCAUCCUACUUCUGGCGAUCACUCGCAUCAUACCUCGCGGCUCGUGUGCAGGAAAUUAUCAACCGCGGUGGUGUCUCCGCCCGGACACUGCGCUCCAACCGGGACCGUAUCAAGAAGGAAGUCAAGGACUGCGUUCUGCGGGGCUCGCAGCUCCCCUCGUCAAUUCUCGGGACUGAGAAGCGACUGGGGGUCGACUCAGGAUUGGAGAGGAGCUGGGAACGGGAAGCAGCCGUUAUGGUCAGUUCUAUUGCCAAUGUACUGGAUAGACAGGCGUGAAUGAGAUGGAGCAACAUGUAUCAUACUAAAUAGCCACCAACUAAAUACAAUUGACGCCAUAAUAUACCCC